GAGCUAAUCACACACUAUAACUGCCUCUCUGCCAAGUAACAGAAUACACCAUUUCUAUCUUCAGAUUCACUUUCCCUCUCUCUCCUUCUUCAGAUCCAUCCUUCACUCUCUUUAGGGACUAUACAAUACUAAUAGUAGAAAAUGUUAGAGAAAGUUGAAGGUUUCAACAUGGAGAAAGUAAUAGAGGAAUUUGAGGAAGUUACUAAGGAUGCUGGUAGAGUUCAAAUUGAAACUCUUAGGAAGAUUCUUGAAGAUAAUUCAGAAGCUGAAUACCUUCAGAAUUUAGGACUUAAUGGAAGAACUGAUCCUCAGAGUUUCAAGAACUGUGUCCCACUUGUUACGCAUAAAGAGCUUGAACCUUACAUCAAUAGAAUGAUUGAUGGUGAUCUUUCUUCAAUCCUCACUUCAAAACCAAUCACAACUAUGUCUCUAAGCUCUGGAACUACUCAGGGGAAGCCAAAGUUUGUGCCAUGGAAUGAUGAGCUUUUUGAGACCACAGUUCAGAUAUAUAAAACCUCUUUUGCCUUUAGAAACAAAGAAUUUCCAAUCACAAGUGGAAAGGCCUUAAGCUUCAUAUACAGCAGCAAGCAAUUCAAGACCAAAGGAGGGUUAGCAGCAGGAACAGCAACAACAAAUGUUUUCAGAAAUUCAAGAUACACUGUUGCAAUGCAAGCACUAAAAUCACAAUGUUGCAGCCCUGAAGAAGUGAUAUUUGGUCCUGAUUUUCACCAAUCACUCUAUUGCCACCUACUUUGUGGCCUAAUCUUCUGUGAUGAGGUUCAAUUUGUGUCCUCAACUUUUGCACACAGCAUUGUCCAUUCUUUUAGGACAUUUGAGCAAGUUUGGGAGGAUCUUGUUGCUGAUAUAAGGGAUGGUGUCCUUUCUGAAAGGGUCACUGUCCCUUCCUUGAGGAAUGCUAUGUCCAAAAUUCUCAAGUCUGAUCCCAAUUUGGCUAACAUCAUCCAAACAAAAAUCAUGGGGUUAAGCAAUUGGUAUGGAUUAAUUCAAGAGCUAUUUCCAAAUGCAAAGUAUGUGUAUGGAAUAAUGACAGGGUCAAUGGAGCCAUAUUUAAAGAAGUUAAGGCACUAUGCUGGUGACCUACCACUGUUGACUUCUGAUUAUGGAUCUUCAGAAGGUUGGAUUGCUACAAAUGUGAAUCCAACAUUGCCUCCUGAGUCUGCCUUGUACACUGUUCUUCCUCAAAUUGGAUACUUUGAAUUUAUACCUCAAAAUAAGGGAGACUCUGAUUUCAUUGAUGUGGAACCUGAGCCUGUUGGACUCACUCAAGUUAAGGUUGGUCAAGAAUAUGAAAUUGUUAUCACCACUCCAGCAGGCUUGUACAGAUAUCGACUCGGCGAUAUUGUGAAGGUUAUGGGAUUCUACAACUCAUCGCCGCAACUAAAAUUCGUCCGGCGGAGCAGCCUUCUACUUACAAUCAACAUAGACAAGAACACAGAGAAGGAUCUUCAAUUAGCUGUGGAAGAAGCAUCAAAGUUUCUAGCUGAAGAAAAAUUAGAAGUUGUUGAUUACACAAGUUAUGUUGAUGUGUCCAAAGAUCCAGGGCACUAUGUUAUAGUUUGGGAAAUUAGUGGUGAAGCAAGUGAAGAAGUUCUUAGUGAAUGUUGCAAUUGCUUGGACAAAUCCUUUGUUGAUGCAGGGUAUACUAGCUCUAGGAAGGUCAAUUGCAUCGGCGCCCUCGAACUCCGCGUCGUCCGGCACGGAACAUUCCAGAAGAUUCUAGAACAUUAUAUAGGGUUAGGAUCUGCUGUUAGUCAGUUCAAGACACCAAGGUGUGUAGGGUCUAACAAUGCCAAAGUGUUGCAAAUAUUGAAUGAGAAUGUUGUGAACAAGUACAUUAGUUCUGCUUUCAAUAAUUGAAAUCAAUGAAUGAAAUAUAUUUGGGAAAAUAUCAA
Messenger RNA from Arachis duranensis, 1913 nucleotides. Its product is annotated as jasmonoyl--L-amino acid synthetase JAR6. The record is from RefSeq and is a predicted model, not a curated record. Bases 142 to 1878 code for a protein of 578 amino acids. Lineage: Eukaryota; Viridiplantae; Streptophyta; Magnoliopsida; Fabales; Fabaceae. Gene Ontology annotation, cellular component: cytoplasm. The transcript is spliced from 6 exons. Gene Ontology annotation, molecular function: acid-amino acid ligase activity.